Triticum turgidum subsp. durum (durum wheat) is the source of this 912-nucleotide messenger RNA. NCBI's taxonomy places the organism in Eukaryota, Viridiplantae, Streptophyta, Magnoliopsida, Poales, Poaceae. The record is from the annotation of a GenBank genome assembly.
AUGGAGGACUCCACCGAGACGGCAGCGGCCAUGGCAGCGCCAGCAGUACUGCCGCCGUGGCCGCACGCCGCGGCGGCGACGGAGACCCGCAGCCGUUUCCAAGGGCAAGGGACCAUCCACUUCCGGCACAAGCCACGCGACCGCCCGUGCUUCCUGCGCCUCCACGGCGACCUGAUCCUGACGCAGGGGUCGCGCGCGAUCGGACCACGCGGCGGGGUGGUGUGCGUGACCGAUCAAGUCUUCAGGGCGCUCGACCAACGGUACUGGUUUCGGUUUGACCCCACCACCUUCAAGUCCAUGGAGGCCUGCAGCCGACUCAUCCACGUGAUGCUCACUGAGGCGCUGGCGGCCGGCGAGCACGGCAACUGGGAGGAUUCACUCCGUACGCCGGCCCUUAACAUAGCCAUGGGGAUCGUCAGGUACCUACGCUCCAGCAGCGGGAUCGGAGACUUGGGAUACGACGUAGACAUCGAGAUGCCCCAUUUACAUGUGAGUUUGGUCGACAAGGAGGCUGCCGGAGUCACUGCACGUGGCCGGAAGCGGAAGCGCCGCCGUGAGCCCCGCGAGGUGUGCGCCAUCUAUUUGCUGGACUUGGAGAUUGAAGACGGGUUCUUGGGCUUGAAGAGUGAAGACGGGGAGACCGCCAGCAGGCUGCCAUGCUCGCAUGCCUUCCAUAGCCGGUGCAUCAUGCCGUGGUUCCACAAGGCCACGACGUGCCCCACUUGCCGGCAUGACGUUAUGGAAUGCUUCAGCUUUCAGAGAUCCCUAUGUUCCGACGACAUCAUACGUCUCCAAGCAGAGGUUCGGCAGUUCCUAGAUGUAGUAGCCGAUGAUGACCAAUUCCAAGAUGAAGUAGCCCAAGAUAGUGAUGAACAACCCACAGAUUCUGAAGAGGAAGAUAUAGACUUCUAA